AUGAGCGGCGUUCGCCACCACCUCGGACUGCUGCUCCUGGCCGAAGCCGUGCUGGGCGCCGCCGCCACACGGUUUCAAGAUGUGUUGAGCCAUGGAAGCACUUCUGUCACAUCCUACAAGAAGAUACAAGGAUGGUCUAGUGAUCAAAAUAAAUGGAAUGAAAAGCUUUAUCCUUUCUGGGAAGAAGGAGACCCCAGAUGGGAGGACUGCUGGAAAGGCGGAAGGGUGACAGCCAAAUUGGACAGUGACAGCCCAGCACUGGUAGGAUCCAACGUGACCUUUGUCGUGGCUCUCCAGUUUCCCAAGUGCCAGACAGAAGAUAUUGAUGGCAACAUAGUUUACAGGAGAAACUGCAGCCAAGAUCCUCCAGCUCCCCUGGAUCAGCAAGUCUACGUCUACAACUGGACUGAAUGGACUGACAACUGUGGCUGGGAAAACUGCACAAGCAACCACAGCCAUAAUGUAUUCCCAGAUGGCCGUCCUUUCCCUCAUUACCCUGGCUGGAGGAGAAGGAACUUUGUCUACGUGUUUCACACUUUUGGUCAGUAUUACCAAACAACGGGACGAUCUUCAGCAAAGUUUUCAGUCAACACAACAAAUAUCACUCUUGGCGAACACGGGAUGGCAGUGUCCAUUUACAGGAGAGGGCACUCGGGAUUCGUUCCGAUUGCAAGAGCAAAAACCGCCUACUCUGUAACAGACAAAAUUCCAUUAUUUGUGAGUAUGUUCCAAAAACAUGACCGCAACAUCUCAGACUCUAUUUUCAUCAAAGACUCACCAAUUACAUUUGAUGUCAAGAUCCAUGAUCCCAGCCACUACCUGAAUAAUUCCGCCAUCUCCUACAAGUGGAACUUCGGAGAUGGAAGUGGCGUAUUUGUAGCCAGCGGUUCUAGUACAUCUCACACCUUCACUCUGCAAGGAAACUUCACUCUGAAUUUAACUGUCCAAGCCAUUAUACCUGUACCUUGUAGGCCAGUAACACCCACCGCACCACCGCCCACCUCAGCAGUUACAACCGGGCCAUCUUCUGAUUCUGACUCUUCUCCCAGUGUCGAGUCAGUGGAGGAUAAUCCUGAUGGAGGUUGCCAUAUUUACAGAAAUGGAUACUAUGAAAGUAGUAUUGGUGUUGUAGAGGGAAUCCUUGAGGUAAAUAUUAUUCAGAUGACAAGCAUCCAGAUGACAGGAAGUCAAGCUGAAAACUCACUGAUUGACUUUGUUGUUACCUGCCAAGGGAGUCUCCCCACAGAUGUCUGCACGGUAGUUUCUGACCCCACGUGCCAGGUGUCCAAGAGCGUGGUGUGUGACCCCAUCGUCGUCACGGAUGAAUGUUUACUCACCAUCAGGAGAGCUUUUGAGGAACCUGGGACAUACUGUAUAAACAUCACCCUGGGUGAUGACACGAGUCAAGCCCUUGCCAGUGCCCUGAUUUCUGUAAAUGGGGGAGCAUCAUCUGGAACAACAGAAGGUGUCUUUAUCUUCCUUGGCUUGUUGGCAGUGUUUGCUACCAUCGGGGCAUUUGUCCUUUACAAGAGAUACAAGGAAUACAAGCCUAUUGAGAAGAGUGCAGAACAAACAGAGAAGCAGGAGGGAUUUACUGCUUACUUCAGCACUUUCAAAGCCAUUUUCUUCCCUAAUAGCACUGAGAGAAAUCCUCUGCUGAAGAGUAAACCAGGCAUUGUGUAAACUUUUAGUGUAACACUGACUAUUAGAUUAAGUACAGGAGUUGCAUCUGAACUGUACUUUAAUGGGGCUUUCUUGUUGUUAUUAAAAAACCCCAGGGAGUAAGGUGAAAGCACAUAUAGAUGGGAUGGUAACUUUGGGGGCUUGGUGCAAUUAGCAACGUUAAAGUAGUCCUUUGUAGAAAAACAAGGAGGUAGUUUUAAGCACUUGCUGCUCUUGCUCAAGACUAGGAUACACUCUUCUGAAUUACUAAUACCCCCCACCCCCACACCCUUAUAUGGCUUUUCUUAUUUCUAGGUUAACAACCUGCAAAAAUAAUCACAUCCAUAAUCUGAAAGGGGGGGAAAAAGGUUAAUUAAAAAAAAAAAAAUACAAAAAUCCCCAACAACCAACCAACUUGUAAACACUUAGUUUUUAUUGCUACUUACUGCUUUAGCAGGAUUCAUGUCUUUACUGUAAAGAGAGACACGGGGGGCAGGCACGUGUUAUGUCUGUGGAAUGAAACGUGCCAUGGCCUAUUCCCAGGCAUUGGCAUUGAACUGCUGCCACUGUUACACUGUUCAGGAGGUCCUAGCACAGACUUGCCCCAGGCGGGCCAGCUCCCCACCAAGCAAACCCUAAAUUCUGGGAACCAUCAGAGGCACAGCUCCCCACUGGGAAGUUUGGCAGCAGCCACCCUGUUUUUCAGGGUUCAAUAGCAUGGGUGCAGUUCAUUAAAUGCC
This is a messenger RNA of Hirundo rustica (Barn swallow), 2402 nucleotides long. It is a transcript of the gene GPNMB, whose product is annotated as glycoprotein nmb. The transcript is spliced from 11 exons. Lineage: Eukaryota; Metazoa; Chordata; Aves; Passeriformes; Hirundinidae. Gene Ontology annotation, molecular function: integrin binding. Bases 1 to 1683 code for a protein of 560 amino acids. Gene Ontology annotation, biological process: cell adhesion. The record is from RefSeq and is a predicted model, not a curated record.